Messenger RNA from Ogataea philodendri, 363 nucleotides. RefSeq lists its product as uncharacterized. Lineage: Eukaryota; Fungi; Ascomycota; Pichiomycetes; Pichiales; Pichiaceae. The record is from RefSeq and is a predicted model, not a curated record. The transcript has a single exon. Bases 1 to 363 code for a protein of 120 amino acids.
AUGUUGGGGUUCGAUCCAGAAGACGUUAGUCUGUACAACGACAGUGCCGGAGACUGUGCUCGUGCCGCAAACGGUGGCUCAGGAGCAAGAUCCGCAAACGUGGGCGAUAACUGCUGGUCUUUCACCUGGUCCCAUAGAUAUUCCAGCUCGCUCAGCAGCUCCCGAGCCUCCACAGACUCGUUGGCAUGGGUUCUCAUCGUCUCUAUCAGGAACGAAAUGUACUGUCUUUUUGCCUCCGUGCGAGAAACGCCCUCUUCCUGUUUCCAGGCGUCCCAUUUGCGUUUUGCGGCCUCGUCUUCCGGUCGCGAGCCAAUGGGUCUGUCCAUGAGCCCGGUCACAUCUCCCUCUGUAGCUUGUUUAUAA